Messenger RNA from Ceratitis capitata (Mediterranean fruit fly), 2555 nucleotides. Its product is annotated as gametogenetin-binding protein 2-like. Gene Ontology annotation, cellular component: cytoplasm; nucleus. The record is from RefSeq and is a predicted model, not a curated record. The transcript has 5 exons. Bases 264 to 2381 code for a protein of 705 amino acids. NCBI's taxonomy places the organism in Eukaryota, Metazoa, Arthropoda, Insecta, Diptera, Tephritidae.
GAAGUUGUGCAACAGUGCUGGUGGAACUUUUCCAGUUUGCUACUACGUGUUUGACAAUUUCUCAUAUAAUUUCUCGUUGUCUCGUCGUUACGAAGAAUUUAUUAUUGUACUUUGCAGAUAUUAAAUUAUUUCUUAAAUAUUUUUCAAAAGCGUUGAUAAUUAUAAAGCAAUUUAGCUAAAAUUCAUUAAAAUUUUCUUGCUUGCAAGUAUAAUUUAGUUGAGGCUUAUCUUGUGUCUGGUGUGGUGCUCUGUAAGAUAGAAAUAUGGCAAAACUGACGGAUGUAUACCGAGCAGAGGAUGUGAUCGACGUUGGAUAUAGACAAAUUCCAGUGGUUGCAGGUUCUGCCGAUGAUUCUUCAUUAAUGAUGUUAAUGGAUUUGAGUACAAAAGGUCUCUGCAUAGAUAGCCCACAAAUCCGUGGAAGGGAGCUUGAAAUAUUUACACGCAAGUUUAAACUAUUAUCAGCAGAGGAACUAAAACAAUCGCUCGAAAUAGACAGUGUCACAUUUGUCUCCUUACUGAAUCAGUGUGUGCCAUGUGUAGGGUGUCGUCGUCGGGUUGAACGUUUAUUCUACCAAUUAACGCUGUCAGGAUAUCCGACUCUGGAUCCAUUGAUAUUAAAGGACACUUGUGUUCUUACUAUUCGCGAAGAUCUGAUGUUGGCACCGCAGGCUUUAGGCACAUUACUGUAUCGCCAUCAUGAAGUACUAAAUAAUUUGUUGGAUAGUAAAUUGAGAAAUAAAACUCGUUGUGCCCUGCAUUCAUUGGACGCCUUUCGCUCCAGGCCAUUUUCGGAAGUUUGGCGGGAAGUAUGGUUUUCCAUGAAGUACAAUUGUAGGGAUGAAUUGGCUACCAUCGAAACAAAAGAACUACACGAAGUACUCGAGAACUAUUUGAAAAAACACAAAUUCUGUCAAGGAUGUCGGAAUAAGAUCGAAAAGGCAUACCAAAUACUCGUAAACGAAACGACGUGCAAAGAAGGAUUCGAUGCGGCUUUGUAUGCGAAUAUUAGGAAACCGCAAACCGACAAAAAUAUUAAAAUAAUAACGAAAAAAGUUGAUUUCCUCGACGCUCUGAUAAGACGCGCCGAACCGGAAGUUAACGGCAGUUAUUCAAAGCAACGAGAACGUCAUGCGAAAACUCUUGAAAUUGCCCAAGAGGAGGUGCUAACCUGUGUUGGAAUGAUAAUGUAUGAGCGGCUUCGUCGUAUAUAUGUCAGUCUGCGUGAAGAAGAACGGGCCUGUCAGGUACUUGCUGCGGUCGGUGUUCAUGCUUUAAGUCGAAGUUUUGACAUGGCCGUGGAAAGAAAACAAGGUAUUAGCAAUUUAGAAUUACUAUACCAGGAAAUCAGUCGAGCCGAGAAGGUCAAAGAAUUAAGACGUGAACAAAAGAAACUGAAAAAGAAGUUGAAGAAAAUCGAAAAGAAAGAAAAGCUCUGUCGAAAAUAUGGUUCAGUGAAUGAUAUUGUCGAUUCUGAUAGAGCGGAUGAAGAUGGAGAAGAAGGAGUAGAGGAAAAAGAAGUAGAUGAUGAAAUGGUUGAUGAGGCAGUUGAUUUGUCAGGGGAAUUAGACGAAGAGUUGAAUAAGCUGGUAGAUAUUAUGGAUAAAAACUUGCUUACUGAAUUCAAAGAAGACUCUUCAUCAUCUGGUAAACUUCACCAAGCAACUGAUAAUGUGCCAUCUAAGUCUCCCACUCAAAAGAAACGCAAGCAAAGGAAACAGAAAAAGCACAAACAACCUCAGCAACCGUUGUCUAGCAGCAAAAAGAAAGAUACACCACAACAACAACGUGUACCUACUGUAGAUCAGUCCCAAACGGCGAUUGAAAGUUCCUUUGGCAGCUGCUGCGACAUUGAUGCAAACACAGUUGUUGCUAAAUGUGAUGUUUGUUUAACACCACAAGACCACUGUCCAUGCGAGAAUGAUGUACGUGACUCCGGUUAUGGCAGUGAAUUAUUAACACCUGAUAAUUCACCCAUCAAUAGUGCUACCAGUACACCAGAGGGUUCUGAAGUAUCGUGCUCUGAUGGAUUUUGUAAUCAUGAAAAUGGUCAAGACUUGGAGGACAUUGACGAUGUGGCAAGUAAUUAUUUAUGGCGAGACAGUCCCUUAAACCAAAAGCACGGAGCUAGAAACUGGCUGAGCUUGCAGCAAAUGCUGGAAAACUUCGAUGAAUACGAUGGCGACGAAGAGAACUGUUACAUUCCUCAAGAAGUGGUCCUGGAGUACCAAUGCCAGCGCGAGAAAGUGGAGCAACAACGUCAAAAGUUGCGUCAGACAUUGAGGGAGAAUUUCGCGCGCUUAUGUAAGCAGCAUAAAAGUGGCAAGUUACGGAGCAUCAAUGCGUCCAAUACUAACUCAUUAGGACCGGCUUGCAUCUAAUUACUGUAAAAAGUGAAAAAUCACUUAAGAAAAAGCAGUCUGAUAACUGCAUAGCAGUCCUUAAUAAUGCAUAAUGUGUUGCAACUCAAGAAUGGCUACGUACAUUUUUGAAUAAUUAUUAUUGUUUCAGCAAAUAUAUAUUGAAAUUAUUUAAUUCUAUGCAAAUAUAUAAAA